AUGGCCCUGAGCUCCUGGACCCCAGAGCUGGGGUUCGUCGAGAAGGUGGUGCGGGCGGCCGCCGUCUCCACCGGCCCCUCCCUAGAGUUAUGCACCUUCCCCCCCACCCUGGGCUCCUCGGUGGCAGCCGCCGCGCUGAAGCAGCUCUUCCGUGUGGAACAAUCACUGCAAAGUGACUAUUUUAAAUGCAAUGAAGAAGCUAGGAUUUUUCUUAAGGACAUUGCUGAAUCAGUUAAGAAAUUGGAAGAAAUGAGAAAAACCACAAUUGAUCUUCUGGAGAUUGAAAGUAUGGAGCUAAGCAGAUUAUACUACCAGUUGGAAAUUCUUCCCCAUAGCAUUAACAGGGAACUGAAAGAAUGCGUCAGAGAUGCUCGAAGAUUAAAUAUUUUUGAAAUAAAGCAAAUACAAAUGAGAAUUACAGAGAUAGAUAAUGAAAUGGAGUUUCUGAAGAAGAAAAUAAUUGAGUUGGAAAAAAACAAUGAAGCUCUUGGGGAGAAGCAGGAAGAGCUAGCAAGGCAGCACACGAAGUUAGUCCUGUCACUCAACCAAACAAUGGAGGAAAAGGCCACUACCAUCGUUUACAUAAAUGAGAUUUACACCAAAGUAAACUUGCAGAAAGAAGACAUAGAGUUGCAAAAACAAUGCACUCAAGAGGCAGAGGAGCUAAUAGAAAAAGAAAGAGCAGAAUAUCUGUUACGUAAGCAACAAUUGACUGAACAGAUUAAUGAACUUAAAAAAAUCCAUACACUUAAGAAAAAUGAGAGUUUUCAAAAGAAGAAAGACUUGGAUAAAUUGCUAAUUAAAAUGUCAAAAAUAAAAGAAACAGCUACUAUCCGCACAGUGGUUCUUAGUGAUCACAAUUUAGAAAUAGCACAACUACAAGCAUCAAUAAGGUACUGGAAAAUACAAGUUGAAGAACUACAGAAAACCUGUAAGAAUCUGGAGGAUAAAAUGCUGUUUUAUACAGAUAAUAAGGAAAAACUAGAUGAUGCAUCUAAUACUGAAAAAAAUGAAUAUUUACACAAGAUAAAACAGUUGGCUGAAAAACUUCAUGCAGCUAGUAAAGAAAACAAAGAUCUACGAGAGAAAAUAGUGAUUAUUACCAGACAAUAUAAGAUUGUUUCAAAUGAAGAAGAUAAAGUUUUUUUCCAGAAAAGGCAGAUUUAUGAUGAAAAUCAGAAACAACUGACAUUUAUUUCUCAGAGACAAAACUUUCUAUCACAAAGGAAAGUAGACAUAAAAAAUAUGGAAGAAGGACUUGCCACCCUCCAGGAGCUUCAACAAGCAACACAAGAAGUAUAUCGGAGGCAAAUAAAAAUCCUGGGUGAUAACCUGGAAAGAGAAAAUCAGAGAUGUAUUAUAACUCAGUGGAAAAUAGCUUGUUUGAGAAAAAAGCAUGCACGUUGGACAUCCAAGAUAAAGGCUGAAACACAAGAAAUUGUAGAAAAAGUUGAACAGGCAGAAACUAGACGACUUGAAUUACUUAGAGAGACCAGUCUUAGAGAAAAGGAGAUCAAUGAAUUUUUGGCACAGAUUGAACAACUUGAAAUAAAAUUAAAAGAAGAGGAGGUGGAAUACGUUUUCAAAGAAAAAAAGUUAAUAAAAGGGUUAAACAAGUAUGAGGAAAUAUUCGUUAAGAAAGCACAAAUUAACAAAGAAAAGGAAGAAGAAUUAGUUGAAUGUCUUCCACAACUUCAGGAGGCAGAAGAAGAAUAUAGCAAAAAACAUAGAAGGUUGGAAGAGCUGAGUAAUAUUGUUACAGCACAAAAACAGGAGGAAAAUUUACUGAAUAAUUACAUUUAUCAGUUUACGAGGGACUUAUCAAGAUACUUGAAUGACAUGAAGGCAGUACAACAAGAGUUAAAACAAUUACGAGAUCAAGAAAGCACAAAAACCAAAGAUCAUUUUGAAAUUCUAAAGAAUUUAGAAAAUGAAAUCUAUAUAGAUGACCAAAAAGCAGACCUCUUGCUCCUGGAAAAUAAAAGAUUAAAAGAAUAUAUUUUAUACAUGAAGAACAACAUAGCAAAAUACAGAGAAGGACAAGAAGCCCUCACGCACACCUCAAGUGACCUGUCUCAGCAACUGAUAGCCCAGCAGGCACAAUAUAUGGAUUUGUGGACUGAAUUUCAGACCAUGGUUAAGGGCUUAAUGAACAACGGUGAAGAGACCUUGCAAGACAUAAAAAAUCUAGCAGACAAGCUACAUGAAAGAGAUGAAAAAAUCGAGAACAUCAGUACCUGGCUACAAGGGAAUCUUGGAGAGCUGUAUUCUCUUAUGAAACAGGAGUCACAAGUGGACCUCCUUAAAAAGAAGAAACACAUCCAUACCAAAACAGUACAUUUCCCAGCAGGUAAAUGUACUAGAAAAAACACAUUAACCAAAACUAAACUAACAAAAUAACUCAAGGACACAACUGCUAUGAAUUCAAGACAUAAACAAAACUACAGGAAAAGUGAGUACACGUACUUUCAUAUUUUGCCAUUGUUAAUGGAGAAGUCUUAAAAGUAUGAGAUUAAACUAACUUGACCAACCCCCACCAAGUAGCAGAAUCAGUAAAUAACCUUUUUGGUUUUGUUUUUUGAGUUGGAGUCUCACUGUCACCCAGGCUGGAGUACAGUGGCAA
Molecule: messenger RNA, 2623 nt
Organism: Carlito syrichta (Philippine tarsier)
Lineage: Eukaryota; Metazoa; Chordata; Mammalia; Primates; Tarsiidae
Gene: CCDC175
Product: coiled-coil domain containing 175
Exons: 20
Coding region: 1-2400 (799 amino acids)
Molecular function (GO): guanyl-nucleotide exchange factor activity
Source: RefSeq, a predicted model, not a curated record